CUGUCACUUUCUGCACGUGAAGCCUGGAGGGUUCCAGAAAGCGGUCUCUGUUAGCCUAGCAUCGUCCUGUAGAGUCAGUUCUACUGUUUGUGGAUUAAUAUAUUUGACUAAUGUGUACAUCAUGUCUGCUAUAAAGGCAUUAAACCCGAAAGCUGAGGUAGCCCGUGCUCAGGCUGCUCUUGCAGUAAAUAUCAGUGCGGCUCGUGGGCUCCAGGAUGUGCUCAAAAGCAAUUUGGGACCAAAAGGAACAAUGAAAAUGCUUGUAUCAGGGGCGGGUGACAUAAAGCUGACCAAAGACGGUAAUGUUUUGUUGCAUGAAAUGCAAAUCCAGCAUCCAACAGCAUCCUUAAUUGCCAAAGUGGCCACGGCCCAGGAUGACAUCACAGGUGACGGCACAACAUCCAAUGUUCUUAUCAUUGGGGAACUUUUGAAACAAGCAGACCUCUAUGUUUCUGAGGGUCUCCACCCACGGAUAAUAGCCGAAGGUUUUGAGGCCGCCAAGGAGAAGGCUCUGGAAGUGCUGGAGGAGCUGAAGGUGACACGAGUGAUGGAUAGAGAGACCCUAAUCCACGUGGCCCGCACCUCCCUUAGAACAAAGGUCCACUCGGAGCUGGCUGAUCUCCUCACAGAGGCUGUGGUGGAUGCUGUGCUGGCUAUCCACAGACCCAAUGAGCCUAUUGACUUGUUCAUGGUGGAGAUCAUGGAGAUGAAGCACAAGACUGACAGCGACACACAGCUGAUCCGAGGCCUGGUGUUGGACCACGGCGCCCGACACCCCGACAUGAAGAAACGGGUGGAGGAUGCCUUCGUGCUCACGUGCAACGCCUCUUUGGAAUAUGAGAAAACCGAGGUGAACUCCGGCUUCUUCUACAAGAGUGCUGUCGAGAGGGAGAAGCUGGUGGCUGCUGAGAGAAAGUUUAUUGAGGAACGUGUGAAGAAGAUCAUUGAGCUCAAGAAUGCUGUGUGUUCUAACAACAACAAAGGCUUUGUUGUUCUCAAUCAGAAGGGUAUAGACCCAUACUCCUUGGAUGCUCUGGCCAAAGAGGGGAUUGUUGCUUUGCGGAGAACCAAGAGGAGGAACAUGGAAAGACUCACCUUGGCCUGUGGAGGCAUUGCCAUGAACUCUUUCGAUGACCUCACUCCAGAAUGCCUGGGUCAUGCAGGUCUGGUCUACGAACACACACUGGGUGAGGAGAAGUACACGUUCAUUGAGGAUUGUGGCAACCCACGGUCAGUGACCCUGCUGGUGAAGGGACCCAACAAACACACCCUGACCCAGAUCAAAGAUGCAGUCAGGGAUGGGCUCAGGGCCGUCAAGAACGCCAUUGAGGAUGGCUGUGUAGUGUCUGGGGCCGGGGCCUUUGAGGUUGCUGUGCAUGAUGCUCUGAUAAAGCAUAAACCCUCAGUGAAGGGCCGGGCUCAGCUAGGUGUGCAGGCUUUCGCUGACGCUCUUCUUGUCAUCCCUAAGGUUCUAGCUCAGAAUUCUGGAUAUGAUCCACAGGAGACCCUGGUUAAACUCCAGACUGAGUACAAAGAGAGUGGCCAGUUGGUUGGGGUGGACCUUAGCUCUGGUGAACCAAUGGUUGCUUCUGAAGCAGGGGUUUGGGAUAACUACAGUGUUAAGAAACAACUUCUUCACUCAUGCACUGUAAUAGCCAGCAACAUCCUGUUGGUGGAUGAGAUUAUGAGAGCAGGCAUGUCAUCCCUUAAAGGCUAAAGUCAGAACCAAGAUCAAAGAUAAGCUCUUGUGGGGGACAACCAUGGAAGACUCUCACUUCAGAUGAUAGUUACUAGCGUUAUAGAAUAACUAAGGAAAUGGACCAGUAUUAGAACAUUCUCAUCCUUGUAAAUGGAUAUGAAUUCCUCUGUGUCCCUGCUGUUAUUUGUUUAGAACUGUUUAUUUCCCUCCCACAGAUGUUUUUUUAUGGAUCAUACCAAGAAUGUAUUACCCAACUUGAUGUAUGUACCUUAAUAAACAUGUAGCUAUGCUCUGUGAUACUAA
This is a messenger RNA of Esox lucius (northern pike), 2002 nucleotides long. RefSeq names its product T-complex protein 1 subunit zeta. Gene Ontology annotation, cellular component: chaperonin-containing T-complex. Gene Ontology annotation, molecular function: ATP binding; ATP hydrolysis activity; ATP-dependent protein folding chaperone. The record is from RefSeq and is a predicted model, not a curated record. The transcript has 14 exons. Gene Ontology annotation, biological process: protein folding. Lineage: Eukaryota; Metazoa; Chordata; Actinopteri; Esociformes; Esocidae. Bases 122 to 1717 code for a protein of 531 amino acids.